ACACUGCUUUGUGAGCAGUUCCAGAAUGGCUUAUAUCGAAUAACAAUUUUUGUGAUAAGAUAAAAAAGAAGAGAUAUUAAUAAUGGACUUUUUUUGUGUGUAAACUCCGUGUUCUGUGUUUGAAUCAUUCAAUCUUUUGUGAGCGAUUAAUUGUAAAUACUAACUUGCGUAGAGGAGGAGGAGGAAGACAGAACCAAAGCAACCACAAUCAUAAUAGCAAUAACAGCAACAUACACGAAUGGAUCACGAAUUCCAGUUGAGUGUUACAAAGGCGUUGCAUCCCUCUGAGGCACCACUUAAAACCAAGCAUGCUAGGUCAGUUAUCAUAGCCACGCAUCGUCACCGUGGAGCAAAACUCUUUUGGAAUAUUAUAACACGGCAGCCGUUGAUGGAACACCGCUUUACGGCAUGGAAAUUUUGCCAUGUUCUGCACAAAGUUUUGCGAGAAGGUCACGACAGCUGUGUGCGACACUCCCAAGUGCACAAGACUCUGAUAUUGGAGGUAGGAAAACUGUGGGGCCACCUACAAGAUGGUGUUGGCAAGUGCAUUGAAAGUUAUACCCAAUUAUUGGUCAAUAAAUUGGAUUUCCAUGCCAAGAAUGCAGGCAUUCCCGGCUGCAUAACAAUGGAAUUCGAUGAUCUCCGCAGGGUCAUGGGCGAUGACUACAACAAUUACUUCCAGUUGUGCGUAGAAAUUUUCGACUAUUUGGAUUGCAUUAUUGCUCUGCAGGCUGUCAUAUUCACGGCCAUAACCACUUAUCGCAUGUCUUCGAUGACACCACAGGGCCAGUGUCGACUGGCGCCCGUAGUGACAUUGAUUUCCGACUCAAAUCCCCUCUACGAUUUAUGUGUGCGUGUUUUGUUUCUUUUACACGAUGGCAUAUCACACGACAUUCUAGCUGGACAUCGAGCUAGAUUCAAUGAUUUGUUUACCAAGCUGAAGUUCUUCUAUGAGACGGUGCGUCCAUUACAGUAUUUCGCAGACAUUAUACAGUUGCCCCAGUUGCCAGACAAUGCCCCCAAUUUCCCUUCUGUACAUGCAGUGGGUAAUUACAUAGCUCCAGUCAUGCAUGUCUACCAAGAAGAGCCGGAGGAGGAGGUUGAAGUGCCAGUGGUGGAAGAAAGUCUAUUGGAUUUAUCCAAUGCCAGUGAAAACAAUGCAUCAACUAAUGGAGGGGCGGUCGAAGAAGAGGUUGUUGAUGCCUCACAAAUUAUGAUUGCCAAUUUGCAUGAGGAGCUGAGGCUGAGGCAGAUGCACAUAGAACAGCUGGUAAAUGUUACAAGGGAAAUGUCCAAUUUGAAAGUGCGUAACGAAGCCCUCGAAUCCGAGGUGCACGUCAUGAAGGAGAUGUUAAAGAAUACCACCGAAAUAAAGGACAAUCUGGAACUGAAGCUACGUGAAAUGGAGGAGUUGCAAGGAGAGGUCAAAGAGGGCGAUGAGAAAUACAAAAAAGAGGUGGAAAAACUGGACAAAUUCAAAACUAUGUAUGCCAAACUGAGGGAGGAGCAUAUUAAUCUCCUAAGAGCCCGCAACGAUGACUCCAAACUAUUGAUGGCCGAGAGAAAGAAAGGUGAAGAUUUCCAAACCGAAGCGAAUAAUCUUAAAGCCCAACUGGAGGACAAUAGCCGCAAGACUGAAGAACAGAUGCUUACUUUGAGUACGAAAAUAAAAGAACACGAGGAAGAGGCAGCUAAAAAAGAACGACGUCUGGAGGAGUUGGAGUGCGAACUUCUCAAGUCCAAGGCCUUGUUCGAGAAACACGACAUAGACAAAAGUGCUGUGAUAAGUGAAUAUGAGAAUCAACUGCUGGAACAUAAAAUGGAAUUGAAAAAGUUAAAGGAGAACUACGACCUUGAGGUGAAAACUAAACAACAUGAAAUGAAUGAGCUGCUACAAAUUAAAGCAAGCAAUGAAACCAACAUUAAGGAUGUCCAAACCCAAUUGGAAAUGACCAACAAUGAGAAGGCUAAACUAAGCCAAAAGUUAGCAGAAAUCGAGGAGGAGUAUUUGCUGCAAAGCCAAACUCGUGAUCAGCAAAUUCAGGAGAAGAAUGCAGAAGUCCAAGCUCUGAUGCAAGCUAAGGCAGACAAUGAGACGAUUAUAAACAGGUUGCAACAACAAUUGGAGAGCUCAAACCAAACCAAAGUGGAGCAAAUGGAGAUGGCCAACAAUGAAAAGGCAAAUUUGAAACAAAAAUUAGUUGAAGCUGAAAAUGAAUACGUGCUGCAAAUUCAAAGCCGUGAAAAAGAAAUUCAGGAAAGGCAGACAGAAGUUGAAAAUCUCAAGCAAGCUAAGGCAGAAAACGAGUCUACGAUAAACAUUUUGCAAGCACAAUUGGAAAUGACCAACAAUGAGAAGGCUAAACUAAGCGAAAAAUUAUCCGAAGUUGAGGAGGAAUAUUUGCUGCAAACCCAAAUCCGUGAUAAGCAAAUUCAGGAGCAAAAUGCACAAGUCCAAGCUCUGAUGCAAGCUAAGGCAGACAAUGAAACGACUAUAAACAAGUUGCAACAACAAUUGGAGAGCUCAAACCAAACCAACGUGGAGCAAAUGGAGUUGGCUUACAAUGAAAAGUCAAGUUUGAAACAAAAAUUAGUUGAAGCUGAAAAUGAAUACGUGCUGCAAAUUCAAAACCGCGAAAAAGAAAUUCAGGAAAGGCAAACAGAAGUUCAAACUCUCAAGCAAGCUAAGGCAGAAAACGAGUCCACAAUAAACGGCUUGCAGAUGCAGUUGGAGACAUGCACGAAAACCAAUGAGGAUUUGCAACGCAAUGUGAAUGAACUAAACCAAAACCUAUGCCAAAUUGAAAGUCAACUCACGGAAGCAAACCAAAAAGUGGUGGCCACUGAAACUAGAGAACUUCAAGCCAAAUUCCUCUUUGAGGACUUGGUAUUAUCACUCAACAAGUUAUUGGCCCAAAAUAUGGAUAACAACUUUACAUUUGACUAUUUCGAGCUAAUGACCAUACCCGAUGUGUCCGAAGACAACGUGAAACAAAUACAAAAUCAUUUACAAGCUAUCCAAAGAGAGUAUAAAAAUGGCAAUGUGUCCGCUUUCAUGGGCUCAUUUAUGGAACUAACCCACGCUCUUAAAAUAUUCCACGAGCACAUUAUGUUAAUCUUCAGUAAUACCACAGAUUUGGUUAAAGCCGAACAACUUCGAGGCUUGUGUAACGAUCUUCGUCAAUCUGUAGUUCAAUUCUAUCAAAUGAUGGAAGCCAAACAAGAUGCCAAUAGUCUGACAGAAAUUUCUCGAAAUAAAAUUACACCCAAGCUCAAUGAAAUCCAAACCCUAAUAAGGUCCCUGCAAAAUUCAUUUAGCGAAAGUCUCAAUGUUGCCGAUAUGUUACAACAGGAGCUAAGGGAUAUGGAUAACAUCAUCGAGGAUGCUACCAAGCAAAUUAUGGACUUAUUGCUCAAUACAAAGUCCAAACACGACGGCAUACAAUUGGAAGUCAACGAGAAAAUUUUGGAUUCCUGUACUAAUCUAAUGAAGUGUAUUGUUUCAUUGAUACAACGUUCACGGGAACUACAAAAUGAAAUUGUGUCGCAAGAGAAGGGAACAUUCACUGUAAAGGAAUUCUAUAAACGCAAUAACCAAUGGACUGAAGGUCUGAUAUCUGCUUCUAAAAAUAUUGCCAAGGGUGCUAAAUUCCUUGUUGAUGCUGCCAAUAAAACUAUUGUCUCGGAUUCAGCUGAUUGCUUUGAACUUAUUGUGGCCGCCCAGGAUAUAGCUGCCAGUACGGCACAGUUGGUAAUUGCCAGUAAGGUGAAGGCUAAAAAUGAAAGUCAAAAACUUGCCAAUCUCACAAAAGCUUCGAGGGAUGUUUCUGUUGCUACUGGGCAGGUUGUGGCCACUGUCAGAGAUGGUAAUAGUAAACUUGAAUACAAAAACGAAAUCGAUGUGUCCAAAUUAACACCAUCCCAAAGAAAGACCAUGGAAAUGGAGAUGCAAAUCAAGGUUCUGCAACUGGAGCAAUCUUUGCAAAGUGAGCAACAAAAACUCAUGGCAUUCCGCAAGGCAUUCUAUCAAAGUGCUGAGGAUUAAAAAAAACAAAAAAAAACAUUCAAAAGAAGGAAAUAACCACAGUAUCAAUACAUUGAUAUACAAAAAAAAUUAAAAACAAAUCCAUUCCAAUUUGUUUACAUUUCUUUUUUUUUUAUUAAACACUACAUGACUAGUACUUUAUUAUAAUUACUUUUAUUAUUAUUAUUUUUUUUUAAUAAAAUGUUAUGUGUAUUUUUCUACUUUAAAUUUAACUAUAACUUUUAAUCUUUAAACUAAUAUAUACAAAAUACAUGACAAUAUUGAGAAAACAUUUCAAAUGUUCUACACUCUAUACUCUAAAACAUACUAACCAACGAGAGAAAAACAAAUCAAACGAAACUUUAUCCUAUGAAAUUAUAUACAAUUUAUUUUAUAUUGUCCCACCCCCCCACACACACACACAUAUACACAUGUCUUUGUAUAAAUAAUUUUUUAUAUAUGUAUUUAGAUGAUUAUUGGCCGCAGCUCAAUAUAAAAGUAAAAAAAAAAAAAAAAUAAAAAACAAAAACAAAAAAUCUUUAAAAUCCAGACAAACAAACAAACCAAUUGGACUUGACCCAUAUUUUUUGUAGUAUUAAGAAAAGUAAAUUAACACCAAAAAUUUUCAAUAAUUGUUUUAAACACAUACACACGCUAACACUUGUGGUAUUUUUUAUGUUUAACACUUAACAGUCUUCAAGUUUUAUUACAAUGUAGAUUAUUCAAUAUAUAUAUAUUUUUUUUUUAUAUAUAAAGUUACAUAGUAAACUUUAUUGUUGAUGAUACAGUUAAAAUGAUAAGAACUGUUCUAGUUUUCUUUUUCCAUACCAUAAGUCAGUGCAAGAUUAGAAAUGAGAUUUAGUUUUUAAAUCAUACAACGGAGGUUGACUCUGCAUUAUAUACAGUGCAAGGAAUGGAUGGAAUUGAAAUCUGGAUUAGGUCUGAUUAUGUUAUUAUUAUUGAGAAAUAAAAUUUAAAUAAACCUUAA
Stomoxys calcitrans (stable fly) is the source of this 5012-nucleotide messenger RNA. It is a transcript of the gene Hip1, whose product is annotated as huntington interacting protein related 1. Gene Ontology annotation, cellular component: clathrin-coated vesicle; actin cortical patch. The transcript has 2 exons. The coding region runs from base 239 to 4045 and encodes 1268 amino acids. Gene Ontology annotation, biological process: clathrin coat assembly; actin filament organization; endocytosis. The record is from RefSeq and is a predicted model, not a curated record. Gene Ontology annotation, molecular function: phosphatidylinositol-3,4-bisphosphate binding; clathrin-cargo adaptor activity; actin filament binding. Lineage: Eukaryota; Metazoa; Arthropoda; Insecta; Diptera; Muscidae.